Aphis gossypii (cotton aphid) is the source of this 6333-nucleotide messenger RNA. Its product is annotated as neuropeptide Y receptor type 6-like. NCBI's taxonomy places the organism in Eukaryota, Metazoa, Arthropoda, Insecta, Hemiptera, Aphididae. The transcript is spliced from 4 exons. Bases 395 to 1945 code for a protein of 516 amino acids. Gene Ontology annotation, biological process: G protein-coupled receptor signaling pathway. Gene Ontology annotation, cellular component: membrane. Gene Ontology annotation, molecular function: neuropeptide Y receptor activity. The record is from RefSeq and is a predicted model, not a curated record.
GAGUAUCGUGUGCCGCGCGGCAUUUCAGUUGUCCCUACACACCGCGGCACGGAAAAUGUUCGCGGAAAGCGCACCGUAAUCGUUCGUAAUCGCGACGCAUAUCCUAAUCGCUGUCUGUACGUUGCAUUUAGUUUUUGACCCGGAACCGGAAUUUACGAGCUACACUCAUCGCACCCUUAUGGUGUGACGAAGACGACGAUAUGACCCGUACAGGACCGUUUGCCGGGCUGGCGGUAGGACACGAGACCAUCACUAGGACGACGACGAUUUCGGACGGGAGGUAAAAAAAAAAAAACACAAAAAUCCAAAAAACAAAAAAUCGAAACCAAACGGACGCCGGACGCGGUACCGACUCGCUCGGGGCGAACAGAGUGAUUGGCCGGCCGGCACCGUUAUGUUCAACCCGCCCAAGCUUCACAAGCACGACUGGUUCAUGACCAUGGUUACCACGCUGCUCGAGACGUCGGUAAACAGUGACGACACCGGCGGCUUUAAGAACGGCCGUUGGCCGGGCACGUACGGCCCGAACGGCACCUUCGACGGGGGCGGCGACGUGGACGGCGGCGUCGGCGCGGACGGCGGCCCGGGCGGCGGCGGUUACGACGGCGGGUUCCGGUUCAACAGCAGCGUCAAACUGGCGCUGGACGUGAUAUUCGACAACCAGCUGAACGUGGACAAGGUGCUGGUCAUGUACCUGGAGGUGGCCAUCGUGGUCGCGUACGGCGUGCUGUUCGUCAUCGGGCUCGUGUCCAACGGGCUGGUGUGCUUCGUCGUGUUCCGCCAGUGCGGCAAGAAGAACGUGCCCAGCCAGGGCCCGUCGCCCCGCAACCUGUACAUCGUCAACUUGGCGUUCGCCGACAUCAUCAUGUGCGUGGUGUGCAUGCCGUUCACGCUUUGGGCGCUCAUGUCCCGCCGCUGGACCUGGGGCCUGAUCAUGUGCAAGACCGUGCCGGCCGCUCAGGGCGCCAACAUAACCGUGUCCGCGUGCACCAUAACCGCCAUCGCUCUGGACAGGUAUUUUACGAUCGUCCGGAAUCCCCGAGGCUCGGUGUUUCGGUGUAGCGUAGCAAAGACAUUGGUACUCAUUUGGCUAGUGUCGUUCGCUGCCAUGGUGCCUCUGCUGUUGUACCAGAACGUCGAAGAGGUGCACGUCGGACCCGUUCGUCUGUACGAGGCGUGCGUCGAGAAAUGGCCGUCCCGCGUGGCCCAACAGACGUUCACCGUCGGCCUGGCGGUCGCACAGUUCGUGUUACCGUUCACCACCAUAUCACUGAUCCAUCUGAAGAUAUCGUCCUAUCUCACAGUGCAUCUCAAACACCCGACUAUCCCGUCCAAGGAGAUCAAUUGCAGACGAGUGCGGAGAGAGCUGAGCCGGAACAAGCGGACCAUGUGGAUACUGUCAUCGAUCGCCGUGGUAUUUGCGCUCAGCUGGCUACCGCUGACGCUGUUCACGUUGCUCGUCGAGUUCCAGCCGCACUUGAUCGACUCGUCGGACGCCCUGUACAAGGCUUUCGCGAUCGUGCACAUGAUGGCCAUGUCGACCACAUGUACCAACCCGCUACUGUACGGUUGGCUCAACACUAACUUCCGGCGGGACAUAUCCGGUAUAUGCCGGCAGAUGUGGUACUGCUGCGGUGACCAGAAACCGCCGCCCAGACGGAGACGGUACCCGUCCGUGGCCACCGAUUACCGCGGCCCGAACGACCGGCGCAUGGGCACGGGGUCCGAGGCGGCCGGCGGAUGUGGUGGCGGCGGCGGUGGAGGCGGUGGAGGCGGUGGCGGCGGUAGCCGGCGGCACCAGAUGCACCACGAUCCCGAGACCACCGGCAUGUCGAUGGUGGUCAAGAGCGACCGUCGGUUUAGCACCAGCUAUCUGACCACACUGACCACGGUAACGUCCAGGUCACAGCCGGGUUCUAGCAUGGGACGCGUCGAGAACGUCUAGAGACAGUUUAUUAUGGUCAUAUUAUAAUCAUAGACGAUUUACUACUAUAUAAUAAUUAAUAAUACAUUAUAAUAAUAAUAAUAUUAUAUAGUCAUCUUGCGAGUUGUCCUCCAUUUCGGCGGAGCUUGUGAGUUACGAGCAAUUAUUGUUUAUUAUUAAGGGGGAAAAAAUAUUACGACGAAAUUAUUAUUUGACCAACAACAGUGAUGUUGGGCUAAUUAUACAGACUCACUGAGCUGGAAUUGCAGCUACGACGUCUGACGUGUUAUAUUCCUCGUAUCGUAUUUUGAUUGGCCGUUGUAAUCGUGGUAUCUUUAAACUAUUACCACGAUCUACCGUGAUUUGGGCCGAGCUCAACUUUUGAAAACGACACGACAGACGAUGUAGCUGUGAAUUUUGCGCGUUUUGAGCACUAAUCGCUGUGGUAUUGUACUGUAAAAUAUGUCACUGGAUAUCUGCUGGUAACCCGAAUGUCACGAAUUCGCCAAGCGCCGACGAAAUGGUGCUAACGGGUGUAUUUUAUUUUUUGCUAAAAUGAUAAUUUGUAAUUAUAUUAAUCUUAAAAUUUGUCAGGAAACGAAACUAUUGUGUACAAGUCCGGGCCCAUGACACUUUUUUUACUUUUUUAGGCUGUGUGUACAUUCCAUUUUAGUGCAAUUAUAACGGUAUUUAGGAUCGACACAAUGGUGUUCUAUAAUAUUAUAUACAGGGAAAUUCGCCAAGCAUGCUCCUUCAAUAUUGUUUUACUUUAAUUAUACAUUUAUUUAAAAUUUUGAAACCUAAAAUAUUACACUAAAAUGGCAAAUUUUUUAUUACUUGGAUUUACUUGGUUUUUUACUGUAAGUUAUUUAACAAAUGUUUUUUUUUGGCAUUUUGAAGUCCAUAAAUUGAAAUUCAAACGUGUAGUUUCCAAGUUAGGUAUUGAACAUUACGCACUAAUGAUAAUAAUCAAUAAUAAUAAGUUCAAAGAUAUGAAUACUUUAAAAUAAUAAUAUUACAAACAUUAUAUUAAUUAUUAGUAAUAAAUAUACAUUUUUAAAUGUGAACAAAUAGUCCGAGUGUGUAUAUUAUGGACGUAAUUAAAUAUUAUAUUCAUUUUAUACAUUUUUUUCUAUUUUCAAGAACUAUUACUAUUAUUCCUAGUAUAAAUGUAUUAAAAACUCAACAACUAUUCAUUCAAAUUUUAAUUUCCAUACAUCAACUACAUCAACAUUUUCAAAAAAAAAAAAAAUUUAUUUUACAAUUUACUGUAGAAAAGAAAGGUUUUCAAUUGAAAAAUAGAAAUUUGUAUUUUCACAGAACACUCCAGAUAUUAUGAGCUUAUGGUACAUAAAAUCUAAGUAAUAAAAAUAUGGCUUUAAAUUAAACUUUAAAAUUAAAAAUUUGAAUAAAUGUACAAAAAUUGGAAUGAUCAUGCUUGGUGAAUCAUUCUAUAUACAACCUGCGAGAAAACGCGAAGUAAUAUUCGAUAGUUAGGAAAACUCUCUCGAAGAAGUAGUUUUUAUUUUGUUUUUCACAGUUUUAAUUAUUCAACUUCUGUACAAUUUAUUUUACACUUCCAUACACACUUCUUGUAUAUAAUAUAUUAAACUGUAGUUGUUAAUUAUGUGUAAAAGAAAAUCAACAUAUUUUUAAUAACAUUAUAUCGUAAAAAUAAUACUAUUAAAAUGAAUAUUUUAAAACCAUUUUUCAAGGUUCAAAAAUAAAAGUAUUUUUCAUUCAGUAUACAAUUAAUAUGAGGAUUUGAGUGAGUAUACUAUACAUUAAUAAAUAUUCGUCAUGUCAUGUCUUAAUCAUUAAUAAUAUUUAAAAUUUCGCUUAAGAAUUUGAAAGGUUUCUUUUACAUAUUAUUAUAACCAGUUUAGCUAAUUAUAUUAUUUCCUGAAAUUAAAAAUAUUUAAAAGUGAUAUUAUUAGCUUAGAGACAAAAUAAUAUAAUAUAUUUCAUGACAUAAAUAGUUACGAAUUAUAUUUUAUUUCUAGUGAAAUAAAGUUGCUUUAAUAUUUGGUUUUAAAGUAGUUGUUUUUUUUUUUUUAGAAUAUAUUAUUUUGUAGUCAAAAGAGUAUCUUUUUACCAGCCAAUCAUUGUUUUUUUUAAAGAAAUAGCAUUUAAAUGCAAAGUGUUUAUUUAUGAAGACACAUCAACAACAUUAUAAAAUACGUCGGUUUUAAAUUUUAAUUAUGUAUAAUCUAAACAAUAUCUAAAAUAACAAAUGUAACAAUUCAUUUAUAAUUAUUCUUUUGAGGAAUUAAAAAUUAAAAAUUAUAUUUCUAAAAUGUUAAAGAACACAAAAAGAGGUGUAGUAUUAAAAAAGCAUCAAAUUUAAUUCAUAAAUAAAACGUGUGCUUAGUAUUUUUUUAUUACUAACAUAAAUUAAGAACCGAGUUUAAAAAAGCUAAUUUAUAUUAAACGAAUAUGUAAUGAAAUUAUCAAUAUUGAUUGGAGGUGGUACUAAAGGUACUAAAACGGGCAUUAUCAAGAAUAUAAUUUUAAAUGCAUUUAGCAUAUUAUUAUAGAUAUUUAGUGUACUGUUAGUUAAUUGGUGUUUUUUUUUUUAAUUUACUUAUUUUUUACUUAAUAUAUCAUUAUAUAGUUUUAAAUAUUACAUUCAUUAUUUUAAAAAUAAUUAAACUAAUUACGUGAUUUAAUUUAAACCAAAUGCGUAUCCAAAAUGAAUACAUUUAAAUUAUUAUUGCAUGUAUCUUCCAAAGUCUUACUGACUAAGUCCUACGUAACUUUUGACUGAUAAUAAUAGCGAGUUGUGUGCCGCAUAUGUUAACGGUUUUGUUUUAAAAACCCUCCAGACGCAUGUCUAAACAUACAAUUUUAUAAUAUUAUUAUAAUUUAUGAUGUAUGAAACGAUACGGUUUUGUUUCGUCUAGACGGCACGCUACGUAGUAGAAUAAUUAUUAACAUAACAUUGGAACUGUAUUGUAAAUGUUUGUACAUUAAGGCACGUGUGAUUAUAAUUAAUUUUUUUUAAAGUUUUAUUAAAUAAUUGUUUAUACUAACGGUAUAAAACUGAACAAGUUUUAAUAAUAUAUUGUACAGCUCUUUUUGGACUAGAGCAAUAACAUAUAUUGGAUUUAAGGGGCAAAUGGACAAUCUUGGGACCACACUAUAAUCAUGUUUAUAUUUUAACGUAUUUUGAUUUGUAAAAAAUUAAUUUACUCGACUUAUCUUCGAUAUUGUUAGUAUCCCGAUCCCCGUAAACGUUCGCAUGCAGAAACGUAGUGUGAAAAAAUUAUUAGUUAUUUGUCGAACUGUUGACCAUUAUUGCUUCAAAUAAUGAGUAUGUCUACCCGACCAGACCGAUCAUGCAUCGAUUACAACAUUUUCUAUUCAAGUUACCCAGUCAACCGAUGAAAUCUAAGUUGCGUUGGCGUGCAUCUCCUCGCAUAAAUGUUACCCAAUACGAAUAUGAGCGCAUAAUAGACGUAAUAGACGCAACAGAGUGUAAUAUUAUAUAGAGUGGCCUUUAUUAUCAAAUCUGUACAGGCAUGUGAGAAUGUGGGUAAACUUAACUUGAAUAGAAUGUAAUAAAAUGUAAUAGUGUGCAUUUAUAUGAAUCAACGUUAACAUCAGAUAUUAUAUUGUGCUUAUAGCGAAAUAAGCGAUGGUAGACGGACAUGUGUAAUCGUUUUAAUGAUCUAAUUCACUGAUGAUUUUGAAAAGCGUAGGUAGAUGAUUUUUUUUCCGCCAAAAAUUAUGAUGUAACUGAUGUCUUAUAAACCGAUAAAACUUAACAACUUUAUAGCAACCUCGAAAUAGUACUUUUUUGAAUAGAAUCUUUAACCUAAAUACAGAUAGCGUUAUAUUUAUAUGACAUAUAAAUACGUAAUACUAUCCACAUUUUACUACUACCAAAUUUUAACUAAGAUAUAAUUAAUUUAUAAAAUAUUUAAAACAAACAAUUAAAUAUUGUUUAAAACAAUUUUGAUAAAAUUGAGUUUUGUUUUUUCUAAUUAUCACACCACAAAUACAAUUACGAUGACAGUUUUAUAAUUUUAGGUUUUUCUUAUGGUAUUUAUAACUUUUAUUUAAGUAAAUCAAUUUAAAACUUUUUUUUAUAAAAAAAAAAAUUACGAGAGUAUUAAUUAUAACUUAAGAUAUUUUGUUUAAUUUUACGACAAAUGCAUGAGUAGUAUUUAUCAUAAUAUUUACUGUUCCACUUCCAACUAUGAAUUGAAUUUACCCGAAUUUCAAAUAUUUAGUCGAAAUUCGCUACUACAUUUAUAAGUGUGGGUGUAAAUUAAAUUAUUUAAAAUAUUUAAACAUUGUAUUACCUCUGAUAGGGUAUAAAUAUGAAACAAAAGAGUUGUAGAAUAAUAACAAUUUACAAAACAACACCAACACGAUAUAGUGGGUUAAUAGAUUUAUCACCAAAA